Messenger RNA from Nanorana parkeri, 2468 nucleotides. It is a transcript of the gene PARP2, whose product is annotated as poly(ADP-ribose) polymerase 2. Gene Ontology annotation, molecular function: zinc ion binding; NAD+ poly-ADP-ribosyltransferase activity. The transcript is spliced from 19 exons. The coding region runs from base 133 to 2370 and encodes 745 amino acids. NCBI's taxonomy places the organism in Eukaryota, Metazoa, Chordata, Amphibia, Anura, Dicroglossidae. The record is from RefSeq and is a predicted model, not a curated record.
CUGCACCACCGGCUUCUCAGUGCUCCAAUGUAAAAGGUCACCUUGUGAGUGACAGUUCGGGCAGCCAGUGGCAGGCAUCGCUGUGCGGUGGGGAGUGAAAGUUGACAUCUAAGAGGGAAGUAGUCGCUGAAGAUGUCUGGGCGCAGGGGCUCAGGCAGGGAGCGCAGGCCCCGCGCAGUGUCCCAGAAGAGGAAAGCUGAGGCAGAUUCUGAGCCAGAAGUUGUUAUAAAGACUGAACUUGAAGAUGUGAGUGUUGCAUCUGCCGAAUCUGGAAAAGUCAUAGCUAAAUCUGCUGUAAAGUCUGAGCUAGUGACCCGCUGGGAAUGGCUGAAUGAUGGAGACAUGUGGAUGGUUUAUGCUGCUGAGCUUAACAGACAAAUUAACCAAGCACUCGGCAAUGGGAAACAAAGCUUAACACUCUCACCAGCCGUAGGCGUGUCUCUGCAAGUGGAUUUUAGGAAGAUGAUCCAAAAAAAUACAAAGAGUGGUUACCAAAGACAAAUACGUCUUGCAGUCAAGGAACAGGACCAAUAUUUUGUAUGGCAGUGGAAGUCAGAUGAUGAUUACUGGGUCUCCUAUGAUGCCAAAACCUGCGUCUUGCUGGAGUCUGCACUGCAGGAUGAUGAAAAGCAUGUGUCCCUAAGUUUGGGUGGCAGACCUUACACAGUUGAUCUUGGAGCUAUGGUGCAGAAAAAUACCCAGACUCAGCAUGAGCGAGAGAUUCAGCGUUGUUUAUCUGUUGCUGUAGAUCAAGGAAGUGACGAGCCAAAACAAAGUGUCCCUAAUGGACCAACUUCUUCAAAACGUCCCCGAAGGAACAAAAGUGUAGAAAUCGUGGAAACUGAAGAGGACAGCAAAGAACAAGUGAAAACUCUGGUUUUAAAAGGUAAAGCUCCGAUUGAUCCAGAAUGUUCCAGCAAAAUUGGAAAGGCUCAUGUGUUCUGUGAAGAAGAUGAUGUAUAUGAUGUUAUGUUAAACCAGACUAACCUGCAGUUUAAUAACAAUAAGUACUACCUGAUCCAGCUGCUUGAAGAUGACGGCGCUAAACGUUUCUCUGUCUGGAUGCGCUGGGGACGAGUGGGAAAGGUGGGUCAAAAUUCUCUGGUUUCAUAUGGAGGAGACCUUCAAAAAGCAAAGGACGUAUUUCAGAAGAAGUUUUUCGAUAAGACCAAGAAUGUUUGGUCAGAGCGUGGAAAUUUCGAAAAGGUUCCUGGUAAAUAUGACAUGUUGCAUUUGGAUUAUAACACAACCACGGAGGAAGAGAAAAAUGUUGUGGAAGUUGACAAGCUAUCUGACAUUCCCAAACCUGAAUGCAAACUGGACAACUUGGUUCAGGCCUUGAUCCAACUUAUCUGUAACAUGCAGAACAUGGAAGAUACUGUGCUAGAGAUGAAGUAUGACACAAAGAAGGCACCUCUGGGAAAGCUCACUGUGGAUCAGAUCCAUGCGGGGUACAGCUCCCUGCAACGUAUUGAGAACUGUAUUAAACAACAAAAGUUUGGCAAACAUCUUCUUGAAGCCUGCAAUGAAUUUUACACCAGAAUUCCACAUGAUUUCGGACUAAAGACACCCCCAUUAAUCAGGACAGUAGAGGAGCUGGCUUUGAAAGUGCGACUACUAGAAGCUUUGGGUGACAUUCAAAUUGCAGUGAAGCUGGCAAGUAUGGAUCUCGGCUCCCAUGAGCACCCACUGGACAGGCAUUAUCGGCAGUUACAAUGCUCACUGGAGCCUUUGGGUAAAACAUCAGAUGAAUUCCAGCUUAUUGAGUGCUACUUGAAAACAACGCAUGCCUCUACUCAUAAUGAUUACACUAUGACCUUAAUGAAUGUUUUCCGGCUAAAAAAAGAAGGUGAGGAGAGCAACUUCCGAGCAGAACUCCCCAACAGAAUGCUUCUCUGGCAUGGAUCUCGUCUGUCUAACUGGGUUGGCAUCCUUAGCCAAGGUCUGCGUGUGGCUCCCCCAGAAGCCCCAGUAACAGGGUAUAUGUUUGGCAAAGGAAUUUAUUUUGCUGAUGUCUCCUCAAAGAGUGCAAAUGACUGCUUCACCUCUCGUGAUAAGAAUGUGGGAAUUCUUCUACUUUGUGAGGUGGCCCUUGGUAACUGUAAUGAGCUUAUAGCUGCAGAUUAUGAUGCUCAGAAACAAUUGAAGGGAAAACACAGCACAAAAGGUGUUGGCCGUAGUAUUCCAGACCCACAGAAGUCUAUCAAACAUGAAGGAGCAAUGGUUCCGAUGGGGCCCCUGAUCGACACAGGACUACAGAAUAAUGAUGGCUAUACACUAAAUUACAAUGAGUACAUUGUGUAUGACUCUUGUCAGGUACAAAUGAAGUAUUUGCUGCAAGUAAAUUUCAACUAUGAAUCUCUGUGGUAACAGAGGAGCUGCUUAGCAUAAUCAUCACUAACAUGGAAGGUGUAAAGGUGACCAAAAUAAUGUAAUGAGGCUUGAGGUAGAUGGCAUCACCAGUGGUG